CUCGCUCCACCCCGGACGGGGCGAGAUGGGGAAGUUCCGCCCAGCAGCCCAGCCUCCCGGACGACUGCCCCGCCCCCUUCCUGCCGGACUAGCGGGGCGGGAGGGCAGGUCCGCGGUUGUGUGGUUGCUUGGAGAGGAUCAUGCCUCUGUCCGUGCACCACCAUGUGGCCUUAGACGUGGUCGUAGGCCUGGUGAGUAUCUUGUCUUUCCUGCUGGAUCUGGUCGCUGACCUGUGGGCCGUUGUCCAGUACGUGCUCCUUGGCCGUUAUCUGUGGGCCGCGCUGGUACUGGUCCUGCUGGGCCAAGCUUCGGUGCUGCUGCAGCUCUUCAGCUGGCUCUGGCUGACAGCUGAUCCCACCGAGCUGCACCAUUCGCAGCUCUCGCGUCCUUUCCUGGCUCUGCUGCACCUGCUGCAGCUCGGCUACCUGUAUAGCUGUAGGAGAUGGACGACGUCACAGAAGGUUGACCUGGCCCUCCGGGCACCUGUGUGUCCUGCCUAGGUGUUUGCACGGAAUGCAUCAAGGGCUGUCCAUGUGCUACCAGGAGAUGCCAUCCGAGUGUGACCUGGCCUACGCAGACUUUCUCUCCCUGGACAUCAGCAUGCUGAAGCUUUUCGAGAGCUUCCUGGAGGCGACGCCACAGCUCACACUGGUGCUGGCAAUUGUAUUGCAGAAUGGCCAGGCGGAAUACUACCAGUGGUUUGGCAUCAGCUCAUCCUUUCUUGGCAUCUCGUGGGCACUGCUGGAUUACCAUCGGUCUCUGCGUACCUGUCUUCCCUCCAAGCCACGCCUGGGCCGGAGUUCCUCUGCUAUCUACUUCCUGUGGAACCUGCUGCUGCUGGGGCCCAGAAUCUGUGCCAUCGCCUUGUUCUCAGCUGUCUUCCCCUACUAUGUGGCCCUGCAUUUCUUCAGCCUGUGGCUGGUACUUUUGUUCUGGAUCUGGCUUCAAGGCACAAAUUUUAUGCCUGACUCCAAAGGUGAGUGGCUGUACCGGGUGACAAUGGCCCUCAUCCUCUAUUUCUCCUGGUUCAACGUGUCUGGGGGCCGCACUCGAGGCCGGGCCGUCAUCCACCUGAUCUUCAUCUUCAGUGACAGUGUUCUGCUGGUCACCACCUCCUGGGUGACACACGGCACCUGGCUGCCCAGUGGGAUCUCAUUGCUGAUGUGGGUGACAAUAGGAGGAGCCUGCUUCUUCCUGGGACUGGCUUUGCGUGUGAUCUACUACCUCUGGCUGCACCCUAGCUGCAGCUGGGACCCUGACCUCGUGGAUGGGACCCUAGGACUCCUUUCUCCCCAUCGUCCUCCUAAGCUGAUUUAUAACAGGCGUGCCACCCUGUUAGCAGAGAACUUCUUCGCCAAGGCCAAAGCUCGGGCUGUCCUGACAGAGGAGGUGCAGCUGAAUGGAGUCCUCUGAGGCAGGGUCUGAUUCAGCCAGUGAGGAAGAUAAUGCGAGUGGGGCCUUGCAAGGGACAAGGCGGGCCAGUCAUGUGCAAGCCAUUUUUUUUCUUCUGAAGCCGAUGGAACUGCUGUCAGCAAACACUCGGUUGUUUGUUGUUCUCACCUCUCAGGUGAUUGGUGGCGUCCUGGCUCCUGGUUCCCUAGCCCGCUCUAGAUGACACAAGAUUCUGGGAGAACUCUUCCCUACCCCAUCCCAUCCAUUCACUUCAACCAACAAAUGCUAAAGGCACUUUAUGUUCUGGGAACACCAUCCUGGCUUCUGAACUGCCUGCCACUCUAGCUUCUUUCCCUGCCCACCUGGACAGAUCCUGGGUAGACUCCUAAACAGUGAGGCCAGGUAUGUCCCUCCAGUGUCCUGAUGCUCAGGCCACCUUUAUACCAAGUGCCUUAUGGACCUGUGGUCUAGGCCAUGUGAUGCCCAGUAAGUAUUUUCAUUCUCCUACCUCAGUCUAUGUGGAAGAACAUAUAUGCAUGUGUUUAACAGUAUUAAAGCCUCAUGAGAUUCUCCAGACCAGUAUGUACCACUAAGUGUAGUCUAUCACCCUUUACAGACACGUAGAAGGCGCCUGGAACCCCUUAAAACUGACACAGACCCCUGGCAUACAAAUGUGGGCAUAGGUUUGACUUAAUUUUGCUUCCCAAGACGCAGGGGCUAGUGAGCCCGAGCCGGUUGAUCAUUCGGCUAGCAGAACUCAUGGGCAGAUGCUAGUGUAUUCUUUUAGCAGCUCCGUACUGAGCCUAAAGAGGACUUGAGGAUGGGGAUGGCAGGUUUGAGGGGCUGGAUGGAAGGUAAAGGAUUGGGGGUUCUUUUUGGGUGAGAGGUGCAGUGGCUUCUGGGAUGUGGUCAAUAGCUCCGUGGAGGUGGCGUGUUCUGCUCUCGGAGGUUUGUGGUCUUGUUGGGAAAAGGGAACAGGAGAGAGGCUCCAGGGGCAGAAGAAAAGGUUCCAGGUCCCAGUGCUGGGACCCAGAUAGUUCUAGCAGUCAUUCAUUUAUUUGUGUGGACGUGAAAUAACCUGUGACCCAAACAAGCACCAAGUACUGAAAGAAAACCAGAUGGAGAGGUGAGAGGGAGGAUGUAUGUUGUGGGUGGAAGUUGCAGCUUUAUAAAAAACCAUUGGGGAGGACCCCUCUGAGAAACUGAGGCAUAGACUGUAAGCUACUUCAGCAGUGACUGCAGCAUGGAGUCUGCGUGGUUUGUUGGAGAAGGAAUCUGCGAAUGCUGUUCCCUGUGGCACAGCAACCCCACUGUAAGAGGACUGUGGGGUGCGGUUGGCUCACAGCCAAGGAGGCUGCAGAGAUGCAGGUGGGGGCCUGGAAGAGGCUCUGGGAGAAGGUACUUCUUAUACUAAAAGGUACAGGCUGACUAUGGACAGAAAGGACCUAAUUUCCAGACCUGAAUUUUACAGACCAGGAAAAGGAGCCAAAGUGGUUGUUGAUGUUAAAAGGGUCUGAAAAACAGUCACCACCUCCGUGUUCACUCUCAUGGAAAAACGGAUGUAAUCACACCAGAAGGUGUCAUCCUCUAAACAGAUGCCCCCACAGGUACACACCUGAAAUCACUGUUACUCUCAUUUAUGAAAAUGGUAAGAUAGGGAUGAGCCAGUGUGACACACCUACCAGUCUGGGCAAGGACAUCAGGAGUUCAGACUCCUCAGUGACAAUGUCAGAGGCCAGCUUGGGCUACAUGAGACCCUGUCUCCAACAAAAUGAAAUUAUUUUAUUUAUUUAUUUAUUUGGCUUUUUGAGACGGGGUUUCUCUGUGUAGCCCUGGCUGUCCUGGAACUCACUCUGUAGACCAGGCUAUCCUCAAACUCAGAAAUCUGCCUGCCUCUGCCUCCCAAGUGCUGGGAUUAAAGGCAUGCGCCACCACGCCUGGCACAUUUUUUUUUUAAAUUAAAAAAAGAAAGACGUUACUACCCUGCUCUUGUUUUGUGACACACAAUCUGGUCUGAGAGGACCCUGAGCACAUCUUCCUUCCUUCAACACUACCGUGCUAAGUUCUUAAAAUCUGGGACUUAAAACCAGGUUAGUGACAUUACCCGUAGUUAGGAUGUUUGGUUUGUUGGGGAUUGGUUCUAAUGCUCUGUCUUAAUUCGGCUCCCAGAAUCACACGGGAAUCUGCUCUGCUAAAGGAAGCCUGUCACUAGUUGGCUGUGAUUGGGAAAUAAAGUUGCCCAGGGCUGGCUGGGCAGGAAAGAGGCGGGACUUUUAGGUUGUGAGGGCAAGGAACCCCGGGGAGUUGGAAGCAGAGGGAUUUCACUGCGCAGUUGGGUCUGGGGCAGCAGAGAUGAAAUGAUGACUUAGCAAGUCGACUCAGGGAGGUUAGGGGGGUAGAAUGUAUGCUAGUCGCACGGAGGGUUAGACACGUCCAGCCACUGAGCUAGUCAGAGCAUAUCAAAGUUAGAUGGUGUGUGUCUCUCAUUCACAAAUCCCGGGAACACUUGGCCAGCCGGGAGUCAGGGGUCUAAGCACUACAGGGUUUGGAAACCAGCCAACACUAGAAUCUGCACUUGUGACUGAGCAGGGGUACGGACAACAGCUAACAGUCUACUUGAGCUGCACUGCGGCUCAGAAGAUCACUUCCCGGAGAAAAUUCACCUUGGAGUCCGACAUAUCUCACCUUUGGAAGCUAGAAACAACUUCUAAUUUCCUUCACUGGAACAAUGGGUAAAAAGCCCUCUUGUAAGCUAGUGGGGGCCAAUCAGACCAAAUGUGGCAGAAUGUAGAACACCUGGUUGGUGGGACGGGAAGUCAGGAUUUAUUGGGUUGCGGCUUAAUUAAUGCUCAGCACAGACUGACUCCUCCUUGGUAACGUUCAGCACACUCGACAGCUCUGAAAUCCAUUCCAUUUCUAUACCUUAAAAAGCAGUGUAUUUUAGAAACAAUUCAAAUAAACAUUUCUCUCGCAAA
Messenger RNA from Mus musculus (house mouse), 4367 nucleotides. It is a transcript of the gene Xkr8, whose product is annotated as X-linked Kx blood group related 8. The transcript has 3 exons. Gene Ontology annotation, biological process: positive regulation of myoblast differentiation; phosphatidylserine exposure on apoptotic cell surface; engulfment of apoptotic cell. The coding region runs from base 514 to 1413 and encodes 299 amino acids. Gene Ontology annotation, cellular component: plasma membrane; membrane; perinuclear region of cytoplasm. NCBI's taxonomy places the organism in Eukaryota, Metazoa, Chordata, Mammalia, Rodentia, Muridae. Gene Ontology annotation, molecular function: phospholipid scramblase activity. The record is from RefSeq and is a predicted model, not a curated record.